This is a messenger RNA of Ochotona princeps (American pika), 10725 nucleotides long. It is a transcript of the gene GOLGB1, whose product is annotated as golgin B1. Gene Ontology annotation, cellular component: Golgi apparatus; endoplasmic reticulum-Golgi intermediate compartment; cis-Golgi network. NCBI's taxonomy places the organism in Eukaryota, Metazoa, Chordata, Mammalia, Lagomorpha, Ochotonidae. Gene Ontology annotation, molecular function: sequence-specific DNA binding. The transcript is spliced from 22 exons. The record is from RefSeq and is a predicted model, not a curated record. Gene Ontology annotation, biological process: regulation of DNA-templated transcription. The coding region runs from base 116 to 9892 and encodes 3258 amino acids.
CCCUGGCGGGGCGCGGUGGUGGUAGGUGUCGCUUAUGGGGAUCCCGAGCUGACGUGGCUUGACUUGGGACGGGGGUGGGGGCAGCUGGAGCCUCCGGCCGCCGCCGCGUCCAGAAAUGUUGAGCCGAUUAUCAGGACUAGCAAAUGUGGUUUUGCAUGAAUUAUCAGGAGAUGACACUGAUCAGAAUAUGACAGCUCCUUUAGACACUGAAUUACCCCAGGAAUCUGACAUGGAACUUAACAGUCAAACGCAAGAGGAUGUUGUGGAGCGCCUGGCUUAUGCAGAGCAGUUGGUGGUGGAGCUCAAAGAGAUCAUUAGGCAGAAGGACGCGCAGCUGCAGCAGAAAGAGGACGCUCUGCAGGAAGAAAGAAAAGCCGCUGAUAACAAGAUAAAGAAACUAAAACUUCAUGCUAAGGCCAAAUUAACAUACCUGAAUAAACACAUAGAAGAAAUGAAGGCUCAAGGAGGGACGGGUCUGCCUGCAGAGCCUCAGUCAGAGGACCAGCUCUCCAAGCAUGAUAAGAGUUCCACUGAGGAAGAGAUGGAAAUAGAGAAGAUAAAACAAAAACUCCAGGAGAAAGAGGAAAUCAUUAGCAGUUUGCAAGCCCAACUUACCCAGGCUAAAGAAGAGCAAGCUGCACAGUUUGAUAAGAAUUCUACAGAGAUGGAAGAAUAUGUAAUGAUGAGACAGCAGCUCCAGGAGAAGGAGGAAGUCAUCAACACAUUGCAGACCCAACUCAGCCAGACACAGGCCGAGCAAGCUGCACAGUUGAGUUCCAUGCAGCAGGUGGUCCGAGAGAAAGAUGCGCGCUUUGAGACACAAGUUCGUCUUCAUGAGGAUGAGCUUCUUCAGUUAGUAACCCAGGCAGAUGUGGAAACAGAGAUGCAACAGAAGUUGAAGGUGCUUCAGAGAAAGCUUGAAGAACACGAGGAAGCCCUCUUGGGCCGGGCUCAGGUCGUGGACUUGCUUCAACAGGAGCUGACAGCUGCCGAACAGAAAAACCAGAUUCUCUCUCAGCAGUUACAGCAGAUGGAAGCUGAGUGUAGUACUUUAAGGAACACCGUGGAAACAGAAAGACAAGAGUCCAAGAUUCAGAUGGAAAAGAUGGAACUGGACAUGGCAGAGAAAAAAUUAUCCUUGCAUAGUCUACAAGAAGAAAUGCAGCAUCUUAUGGAAGAGUUUAAGCAAGCAGUUCAUGUUCGGGCUGAACUGGAGUCUAAGUACAGUGCUUUGGAACACAAGCACAAAGCAGACAUGGAAGAGAAGACCACUCGCAUUUUGGAUCUUCAAAAAACUGAACAGGAUCUUCAGUCUGUCUGUGAUGCUCUCAAGGAUCAAAAUUCACAGCUUCUCCAAGAGAAGAGUGAACAGGCAGAGCAGUCUACCCAGGCCAUUCAGCAGCUGGAAGAUCAACUCCAGCAAAAAUCAAAAGAAAUUAGCCAACUUCUGGAUAAAUCCACCUUGCAGAAACAGGAGGCAGCAUCUCAAACUUCUUCACCAGAUGUUUACAAUGAAGGCACGCAGGCAGACCCUGAGGAUGAUAUUGCCUCUUUGCAGAAGAGAGUGCUAGAACUAGAAAAUGAAAAGGAAGCCUUCCUCCUUGAUUCUUCAAAGCUGGAGGAGCUGAAAGCUGAGAAUGAAAAACUGUCUUCUCAGAUUACUCUCCUGGAGGCUCAGGUUGGAAGUGGGGAAGCAGACAGAGACGUCCAGGAGCACCUCAGCGUGGUUGAUAUUACUGAACUCAACAAGAAUAGCUCUCCUGUGGAAGAAAGUAGACAAGAUAUCGUAGAGAGUACAUUUUCUCAGAAACAUAAAGAAUUAUCUAUUUUGUUAUUGGAAAUGAAAGAAGCUCAAGAGGAAAUUGCAUUUCUCAAAUCACAACUCCAGGGCAAAAAGGCUGAGGAAGAGCAUGAGGUCCUUGACGGGAGAGAAAUAAGACAGGCGGAGGAUGAGGGGGGACCUCCAGUUAGAAUGGAAGCUGUUGAAGAUAGAGGGCAAGAUUUUUCGUUCACACCCACUGAAGAGAGCAGGCUUCCAGCAACUGAAAAAGAGGAGACUGGCAUUCACCAUCCAGCUGUGACAUCUGAGGAAACACCUCCAAAUGACGCUGGAGUAGAGUUGAAAUCCACAGAGCAGGACACUGUUGAUAAGUCCCCUCCUGCCAUGCCGGAUAUCAGUCAACAUCACCAGGAAGAGUUGGAAAGGUUAAGAAGUAAAAUUUUGGAACUUGAGACAAGUCUUCAAAAAGCAGAAGAAUGUUAUGAGCAAAGUUUGGACGAGAAAGCCAAGGAAAUCAGCCAUCUAACCCAGCUGAUUGAGGAGCAUGCAAGGAAUGCCGAGAGCACCAGCCAUAGAGUGGCAGCUUUGUCUGAAGAAAGAGACCAGCUUCUUUCUCAGCUGGAGGAGCUCAACGUGCUAACAGAACUGCGAGCUCAGGUAAAACAGCUGCAAACGAACCUGGAGGAAGCAGAAAGGCAAAGACGACUGGACUAUGAAAGUCAAACUGCCCAGCACAACCUGCUCACAGAGCAGAUCCACAGUCUCAGCAUAGAAGCCAAAUCCAAAGAUGUGAAAAUUGAAGUUCUACAGAAGGAAUUAGAUGAUGUACAGCUUCAGUUUUCCGAGCAGAGUACACUGACCAGAAGCCUGCAGAGCCAGCUGCAGAAGAAGGAAGAUGAAGUGCUGGAGAGCGAAGAACGGGUGAGGGAUGUGGCCAAUAAGGUGGAAGAACUUUCACAAGCCCUUUCACAGAAGGAAGCUGAAAUAGCAAAAAUGGAUCAGCUGUUACUGGAGAAAAAGAGAGACGUGGAAACCCUCCAACAAACUAUUGAGGAGAAGGAUCAGCAAGUGACAGAGAUCAGCUUUAGUAUGACUGAGAAAAUGGUUCAGCUUAACGAAGAGAAGUUUUCUCUGGGUGUUGAAAUUAAGACUCUGAAGGAACAGCUAAACUUAUUGUCCAGAGCUGAAGAAGCAAAAAAAGAGCAAGUGGAAGAAGAGAACGAAGUUGGUUCUGGCCUCAAACCUAAUCAUGAGUCGAGCCCAGGAGAGCUAGCAAGUAAAGAAGAGCUUCAGCAUGAAAUAGACCUGCUGAAGACAGAGAGUGAGCAGCGAAAGAGAAAGCUCCAGGCAGCUCUUAUUAACAGAAAGGAACUUCUGCAAAGAGUCAGUAGAUUAGAGGAGGAGUUAGCCAAAGCAAGAGAUGAAUCCAAGAAAGAGAUCCCACUCAGUGAGAAUGAGAAGAAGGAAAUGGAGGAAGAUAGGGAGAACAAAGAAGAUUUGGAAAAAUCUGUGACUUCUGAGAACCGAGAAAUAGAGAUUUCUUUAAAACAGGCAAUAUCUGAGAAAGAAGUAGAAUUAGAGCAUGUAAAGAAGGAUUUGGAAGAAAAGGUGGCAGCUGAAGAACAGCUGCAGGCAGUGGUUAAACAGAUGCAGCAGAACUUGCAAGAGAAGGCAAGCCAAAUAGAUUUGCUCCAAGCGGAAAUCAUGGAAAAUCAAGCAGUUAUCCAGAAGUUAACCACAGGUAGCAAGAAUGCAGGUGAUGGAGCUGCAGCAGCAUCUGUGAAAGAGACAGUGAUGAGCAGUCUACCUAGUGCAGGUGGUGGAGAACACUGGAAACCAGAACUAGAAGAAAAAAUACUGUGUCUUGAAAAAGAAAAAGAACAACUUCAAAAGAAGCUACAGGAAGUCUUAACUUCCCGCAAAGCGAUUCUUAAAAAGGCACAGGAGAAAGAAAAACAUCUCAAGGAGGAGCUAAAGCAACAGAAAGAUAACUAUAAUCGCUUGCAAGAACAGUAUGAUGAGCAAAGCAAGGAAAAUGAGGACAUCGGUGAGCAGCUAAGGCAACUUCAGAUUCAAGUAAGGGAAUCCAUAGGUAAAAAUCACACAGUCACCGAUCAGCAGGCACAGGACUCUCCGACUCAAAAUUUAGAAGAUGGGUUAUCCAAAGCCCCAGGACAGCAUCCCACUCAGCCUGUCUUAGAGGCCAACUUGUACUCAGACUAUCCUUCUCACCCUGAGGUGCAGGACAGUAUAUCUUUUGGCCAGAUGAAGGCCCAGCUGAAAGAACUAGAGGCUGAAAAAGAGGAGUUGGAAUUGAAAAUCAAUUCUGUGACAAGUGAGCUCACUAUAAAAUCAGAAGAGGUACUUCAGUUACAAGAGCAGAUAAAUCAACAAGAUUUAGAAAUCCAGAAAUUGCAUGCCAUGUCCCAUGAAGUUGAAGCCAAUGCAGAAAGCCUGAAGCAGAAACUGGAAAGCAGUCAACAAGAAAUUGCUGGCCUAGAACACCUAAGAACAUUGCAGCCUGAAUUAAAUGAACUGCAAAAAAUUGUAAGCCAAAAGGAGGAAGAAAUUAGCUAUCUUUCUGGACAAGUUAGCAAGAAAGAAGAAACUCUUAUCCAAGUGCAAACAGAAAUAACGGAACAAGAGGUUUUAAUUAAGGCUCUGCACACACAGCUGGAAAUGCAAGCCAAAGAACAUGAUGAGAAGAUAAAGCACUUACAGGUAGAACUUUGUGAACUGAAGCAAAAACCCGAAGAAGCUGAAGAAGAAAGUAAAGCAAAGCAACAAAUACAGAGGAAACUGCAAGCUGCCCUUAUUUCCAGAAAAGAGGUACUAAAGGAAAACAAGGGUCUCCACGAGGAGCUGUCUGUAGCCAAACAGACCAUUGAAUAUCUCACCAAGUCUCUAGCAGAUGUGGAAAGCCAAGUGUCUGCUCAAAAUAAAGAAAAAGAUAUGUUCUUAGGAAAGCUGAGUCUUCUUCAGGAAGAAAGAGACAAACUCAUUACAGAAAUGGACAGGUCUUUGCUAGAAAACCAAAGUCUCAAUGGUUCUUGUGAAAGUCUGAAAUUAGCUCUAGAGGGUCUUACAGAAGACAAGGAAAACUUGGUGAAGGAAAUUGAGUCUUUGAAAUGUUCUAAGAUUGCAGAGAACACUGAGUGGCAAGAGAAACACAAGGAGCUACAGAAAGAAUAUGAAGUCCUUCUGCAGUCCUAUGAGAAUGUGAGUAACGAAACAGAAAGAAUCCAGCACGUCAUCGAAACCAUGAGGCAAGAGAAGCAAGAAGUGUAUGGCAAGUUAAGAAGCACAGAACUAGACAAGAAAGAGACAGAAAAGCAGCUGCAGGAAGCUGAACGGGAAAUGGAAGAAAUGAAGGAAAAGAUGAGAAAGUUUGCUAAAUCUAAACAGCAGAAAAUCUUAGAGCUAGAAGAAGAGAAUGAGAGGCUCAGAACAGAAGCUCAGCCUGCAGAAGGUUCAACUAAGGAGUCUCUAGAAGCACUGCUUUCUUCCAAUUCCGACCUGAAGGAGGAGCUAGAAAAAGUCAAAACGGAGUAUAAAACCCUCUCUGCGGAGUUCGAGGUGUUAAUGGCUGAGAGAAACUUACUUAGUGAAGAGGUUCAAGGUUUGAAGCAUCAGAUAGAAGAGAGCCUGUCUAAAGACGCUGGCCCAGAGGCCAGUGAGAAACCUGACAAUCACAUGGAAAUCAUUGAAGAGGCAGCACCAUCUGUGCUAAGUGAGGCUACACAACAAGACUCUGCGAACACGUACACAGGGCCCGAACGCCCAGAAUCCAUUCAGGCAGAGCACAGUGCCGUGCCCAGCAUGAACGAGAGUGUGAGCACCCACGAUGAAAUCAAUAAAUACCUGCAGCAGGUUGAUCAUCUCAAAGAAAGAAUUGCUCAGUUAGAGGAGGAGAAGCAGAAAGACAAGGAAUUUAGCCAGACCUUAGAGAGUGAGAGAAAGGCGUUAUUGAGUGAGAUGUCAACAAAGGAUGGUGAGCUCAAAAUGCUUCAGGAAGAAGUAACCAAGAUAAACCUGAUCAAUCAGGAAAUGCAAGAAGAACUCUCCAGAGUCACCAAACUGAAGGAGACAGCAGAAGAAGAGAAGGAUGAUCUAGAAGAGAGGCUAAUGAAUCAAUUAGCAGAACUUAACGGUAGCAUUGGAAACUAUUACCAGAAUGUUACGGAUGCCCAAAUAAAAAAUGAGCAACUGGAAUCUGAAAUGCAGAACCUGAAGAAGUGUGUGAGUGAAUUGGAAGAAGAGAAGCAACAAUUAGUCAAGGAAAAAACUCAGGUGGAAUCAGAAAUACGAAAGGAGUAUCUGGAGAAACUGCAAGGGGCUCAGAAAGGACCUAGUAAUAAAAGCCACGCAAAGGAACUUCAGGAGCUGUUGAAGGAAAAACAGCAAGAAGUAAAGCAACUACAGAAGGACUGCAUCAGGUAUCAAGAGAAAAUUAGUGCUCUUGAGAGAACUGUGAAGGCUCUAGAAUUUGUGCAGACUGAAUCUCAGAAAGAUUUGGAAGUAACCAAACAAAACCUGGCUCAAACCACUGAUCACCACAAAAAGGCACAGGCAGAAUUAGCUAGCUUCAAAGUACUGCUGGAUGACACCCAAAGUGAAGCAGCAAGGGUCCUAGCAGACAAUCUCAAGUUAAAAAAGGAACUUCAGUCAAACAAAGAAUCAGUUAAAAGCCAAAUGAGGCAAAAGGAUGAAGAUCUUGAGCGAAGAUUGGAGCAGGCCGAAGAGAAACACCUAAAGGAGAAGAAGAACAUGCAAGAGAAGCUGGAUGCGUUGCGUAGAGAAAAAGUCCACUUGGAAGAGACGUUUGGGGAGAUUCAGGCUGCUUUGAAUAAGAAGGACAAGGAAGUGAAGCAGCUUCAGGAAAACUUGGACAGCACUGUGGCCCAGCUCGCAGCCUUCACCAAGAGCAUGUCCUCGCUCCAAGAUGAUCGCGACAGGGUGAUAGAUGAAGCCAAGAAAUGGGAGAGGAAGUUCAGCGAUGCUAUUCAAACCAAAGAAGAAGAAGUUAGAAUCAAAGAGGAGAAUUGCAGUGUUCUAAAGGAUCAACUUAGACAGAUGACCAUCCAUAUGGAAGAGCUGAAGAUCAACGUUUCCAGGCUUGAACAUGACAAGCAGACUUGGGAGUCCAAGGCCCAGACAGAGGUCCAGCUUCAGCAGAAGGUCUGUGUUACUCUACAGGGGGAAAACAAAGAACUUCUGUCCCAGCUGGAAGAGGCUCGGCACCUGUACUCUGGUUCUCAGAAUGAAUUAACUAAGUUAGAAUCAGAACUGAAGGUUCUCAGAAACCAGUUGACUGAUGUAACUAACUCUUUAGAAAAAUCCAAGGAACAAGAAGAGAAUUUGGAACGGAUCAUAAAAGAGCAGGAGGCGAACAUCCAAAAUUGUAAGUUCAGUUAUGAACAACUCGAGACUGAUCUUCAGGCAUCCAGAGAGCUGAGCAGUAGGCUACAGGAAGAAAUAAAUACGAAAGAGCAGAAGAUUAUAUGCCUGCUUUCUGGCAAGGAAGAGGCAAUCCAAGCAGCUAUAGCUGAACUGCAACAGCAGCAUGAUAAAGAAAUGAAAGAACUGGAAAACCUGCUGACCCGGGAAGAAGAGGAAAAUAUUGCUUUGGAAGAGAACAAAAAGACUGCGGACAAAAGCAAUCAGCUUCUGGAAACACUGAAAGCCAUCAAGAGGGAAAACAUUCAGCAAAAGGCUCAGCUGAAUUCUUUUGUCAAAUCCAUGUCUUCUCUCCAGAAUGACCGAGACCGCAUAGUAGCUGAGUAUCAACAGCUAGAAGAGCGGCAUCUCUCUGUAAUCUUGGAAAAAGACCAACUCAUUCAAGAUGCUGCUGCUGAGAAUAAUAAACUCAAGGAAGAAAUGCGAGGCUUGAGAAGUCACAUGGAUGAUCUCAAUUCUGAGAACGCCAAGCUAGAUGCAGAACUGAUCCAGUACAGAGAAGACCUUAAUCAAGUGAUAGCCAUAAAAGACUGUCAGCAAAAACAACUCCUUGAAGCUCAACUUCAGCAAAAUAAAGAGCUGAAAAAUGAAUAUGCCAAGUUAGAAGGAAAACUGAAGGAGUCUGAGGAGGGAAGGGAGGAUCUGCGUAGAUCCAGCAAUGCCCUCCAAGAGGAGAACCAAAGUUUAUCCAAAGAGAUUGAGAACCUGAAAGCUUCCAUCUCCCAGCUCAAGAGGCAAGUGGCAACUCUGCAAGAAGAAGGUGCUUUGGGAAUGUAUCACGCCCAGUUAAAAGGAAAGGAAGAAGAGAUACAACGGUUGAGUUCUACACUUUCCUCUUCUCAGAAGAGAAUUACACAACUGGAGGAGGAAUUGGUUUGUGUCCAAAAGGAAGCUGCCAAGAAGGUGAGUGAAAUCGAAGAUAAACUGAAGAAAGAAUUAAAACAUCUUCAUCAUGAUGCAGGGAUAAUGCGGAAUGAAACCGAAACAGCCGAAGAGAGGGUGGCUGAGUUAGCAAGAGAUCUGGUAGAGAUGGAGCAGAAACUGCUCACGGUCACCAAAGAAAAUAAAGAUCUCACGGCACAGAUUCAGUCUUUCGGAAGAUCUAUGAGUUCCCUGCAGGAUAGCAGAGACCAUGCUCACGAGGAGAUUGAUGAACUGAAAAGGAAAUAUGACGCGAGUCUGAAAGAGCUGGCACAGCUGAAAGAACAACACGGGAUCUUAAGCCGAGAGGGAGGUGCUGCCUUCCCAGUGAACUCCACUGAUGGAAACAGCGCAUCUCCCCCUGAGAAAUCUGACCAACAACUGGUAUCCAAAGACAAGCAGUUGCUUCAUUUGUCCUCCCAACUAGAAGAUUCUUACAACCAACUGCAGUCCUUUUCCAAGGCUAUGGCCAGUCUCCAGAAUGAGAGGGAUCACCUAUGGAGUGAGCUGGAGAAGGUCCGAAAGACAGAGGAAGGGAAGCAGAGAUCUGCAGCCCAGCCUGCCACCAGCCCAGCUGAAGUAGAGAGUUUGAAAAAAGCUAUGUCUUCCCUCCAAAACGACAGAGACCGACUACUGAAGGAACUAAAGAAUCUGCAGCAACAAUAUUUACAGAUGAAUCAAGAGAUCACCGAGUUACGCCCUUUGAGGGCCCAGCUUCAAGAGUAUCAAGACAAGAUGAAAACAUUUCAGAUUAUGCAAGACGAGCUCAGGCAGGAAAACCUCUCUUGGCAACAUGAGCUGCAUCAGCUCAGGAUGGAGAAGAGUUCCUGGGAACUGCAUGAGAGGAGCAUGAAGGAGCAGUACCUUCUGGCUCUCUCAGAUAAAGACCAGCAGCUCAGUCAUCUGCAGAAUCUCAUGAGGGAAUUAAGGCUUUCGUCGUCCCAGACUCAGCCCCUCAAAGUACAAUACCAAAGACAGGCUUCUCCAGACACAUCAGCUAGCCCAGAUGGAUCACAGAACCUAGCUUAUGAGACGGAACUUCUCAGGACCCAACUCAAUGACAGCUUGAAGGAAAUUCACCAAAAGGAAUUAAGACUUCAGCAACUGAACAGCAAGUUCUCUCAGCUGCUCGAAGAGAAGAGCACCCUUUCCAUUCAGCUCUGUGACACCAACCAGAGUCUCCGUGAGAGCCAGCAGCACUACAGUGACCUCUUCAACCACUGUGCAGUCUUGGAGAAGCAGGUUCAAGAGCUGCAGGCGGGGCCACUCAGUGGAGAUGUCGCCCCCGGAGCUCCGCAGGAGAAGAAUGGAAUGCACAGGAGGAGUGAUCCCGAGGAUCUAGGGGAGCCACAGCUCAGCUUCUCUGAGGCCCAGCAGCAGCUGUGCAACACUAAACAGGAAGUGAGUGAAUUGAGGAAGCUGCUGGAAGAAGAACGUGACCAACGAGUGGCUGCUGAGAAUGCCCUCUCUGUGGCUGAGGAGCAGUUGAGGCGGAUGGAGCAUACCGAGUGGGACUCGGGCCGAACUCCCAUCAUUGGCUCCUGUGGCACUCAGGAACAGGCACUUUUAAUUGAUCUAACCAGCAACAGCUGUCGAAGGAGCCGGAGUGGUGCUGGGUGGAAGCGGGGCCUGCGUUCGCUCUGCCAUUCCCGCACCCGAGUGCCCCUGCUAGCAGCCAUCUACCUUCUGGUGGUUCAUGUUCUACUUAUUCUGUGUUUCACGGGUCAUCUGUAAACUUAUUUGUCACUUUUUGGACUAUCCCCUCCGAAUUUGGGAUUCCCUUGACCUCUAGCCUCUGGUGUCAGAAGUGUCGAGUCCCAUGGAACUAGUCUUCCCUUUAGAGACCGUCUCCAGCUCGCCACAGAAAGUGCCUGCAAAAACAACACAGGUGGCUUUGAGGACAAGGUGGAGAUGCAGGGACUGGUGUGCUGACUUGCUUCUGCCACUGACAGCCUGGAGAUUUCUGUCUAAGCUGAGAAGCCCCACCGUUGGUUUGUUGAGGCCGGUUUUGUUCAGAUCUUGCUGGGUCCUGAUCUUUUAUGGUCCUGUAAAAGAUACUGAGGAAUGCCUUUCAGCCAAGCAGGAAAAUGGUUCCAAUAAACCGAAUCUGCCCAAGACCAGUAUCAUCUUCAUUGAUAACUCUCCUUACCGCAUUUGCCUAUAUUUCUCCUGCUUUGAGGGGAAGAUGGCCCUGCCACAGGCAGAGUCCUGGGGAGGGACCCGUUGCCUCACAGGACAUGAAGCUAAGUCUGCUGCAGAUCGGGGUAGAUGCUGAAGAGCUCUCUGGGGGGUUUCAGCUGAAAAGUCUGUGGGAAGGACAGCCUCUUCUCCCCGAACUGUUCAGCCCCAACUGUGGUGAAGAUUUGUGGUCCUGGACUAUAAGCAUAGGAUCCCGUCUCCUGUGCCCUUGAUCUUGUGUAUGAAGGUAUUAAGUGACCAGUGCCUUUCUUUUCUCCGAGGCAGGAAGAGCCGGCUGUGGACAAGCAGGUUUCCAAUGCUUGUCAUUCCAUUACUAUCUGAAAAUGCCCUGAAUGGGGCUGGGGGAGUGUUCCCAGAGACCAGCAGGA